Thamnophis elegans (Western terrestrial garter snake) is the source of this 9339-nucleotide messenger RNA. It is a transcript of the gene TNIK, whose product is annotated as TRAF2 and NCK interacting kinase. The coding region runs from base 473 to 4450 and encodes 1325 amino acids. The record is from RefSeq and is a predicted model, not a curated record. The transcript has 31 exons. Gene Ontology annotation, biological process: protein phosphorylation. Lineage: Eukaryota; Metazoa; Chordata; Lepidosauria; Squamata; Natricidae. Gene Ontology annotation, molecular function: ATP binding; protein kinase activity.
GUGACACGCCGCGCCUCCUCCGAAAGCCGCCGGUGGGCGAGCCUAGCCAGCCGUUCGCCCCGGGGGAAGAGAAAGGAGAGAGGGCGAGAGCCGGGCAUGCCUCCGCCGAGGCAUUCGCGCCCCUGAGGGAAUCGGCCGCCGACGCCGACUCGCGCCUCCUUUUCUGACACCGGGCUGGGGCGCACGAGAUCUGGGCAUCGCGCCUCGUUUGGAGAGGUCUCUGCUGCACUCGCCGGCUUUCCCCUUCGCCUUUUCCCGGGGAAGGAGGAGCAGGAGGAGGAAGAAGGGAGUGUGCCGAGGGGUCUCUCCCCUCCGUCGGUCCGCAGCGCAUGAGGAGAGAAGCGCCCUGAGGACGCCUUCCUCCCGGGGUUCGAGAGACUUGGCUUGGUUUGGCGAGGCUGCCCGUCGGCAUUCACCUUGGUCUUGCGCUCCUUCCAUCUCCGCGGGCGCGGAGGGAGCCCCCCUCGUAAACAUGGCGAGCGAUUCUCCGGCUCGGAGCUUGGACGAGAUCGAUCUGUCCGCCUUGAGGGAUCCUGCAGGCAUCUUUGAACUGGUUGAACUGGUUGGCAAUGGGACUUACGGACAAGUGUAUAAGGGCCGUCAUGUUAAAACCGGGCAACUUGCAGCGAUUAAAGUCAUGGAUGUUACUGGGGAUGAAGAAGAAGAGAUUAAACAAGAAAUUAACAUGCUAAAGAAAUACUCUCAUCACCGAAAUAUUGCUACUUAUUAUGGUGCUUUCAUUAAAAAGAACCCACCAGGAAUGGAUGAUCAGCUCUGGCUGGUGAUGGAGUUCUGUGGUGCUGGAUCUGUUACUGAUCUGAUCAAGAACACAAAAGGGAACACUUUGAAGGAGGAGUGGAUUGCCUAUAUCUGCAGGGAGAUUUUACGGGGCUUGAGUCAUCUCCAUCAACACAAAGUGAUCCAUCGAGAUAUUAAAGGCCAAAAUGUUUUGCUAACUGAAAAUGCAGAAGUUAAACUAGUGGAUUUUGGAGUCAGCGCUCAACUAGACAGAACAGUUGGUCGAAGAAAUACAUUUAUUGGAACACCGUACUGGAUGGCACCUGAGGUCAUCGCCUGUGAUGAAAACCCUGAUGCUACUUAUGAUUUCAAGAGUGAUUUGUGGUCUUUAGGGAUAACAGCCAUCGAAAUGGCAGAAGGAGCUCCCCCCCUUUGUGAUAUGCAUCCCAUGAGAGCUUUGUUUCUCAUUCCCCGAAACCCAGCUCCCAGGCUGAAAUCAAAGAAGUGGUCCAAAAAAUUCCAGUCCUUCAUUGAAAGCUGCCUGGUGAAAAACCAUGGUCAGAGGCCGACCACUGAACAGCUGAUGAAGCACCCGUUCAUUCGAGACCAGCCAAAUGAAAGGCAGGUUCGCAUCCAGCUCAAGGACCACAUUGACAGGACUAAGAAAAAACGAGGAGAGAAAGAUGAGACAGAGUAUGAGUACAGUGGAAGUGAGGAAGAAGAAGAAGAAAAUGACUCUGGAGAACCCAGCUCCAUCCUAAACUUGCCUGGAGAAUCGACAUUACGGCGGGAUUUUUUGCGGCUUCAGCUUGCAAACAAGGAACGCUCAGAGGCCCUCCGUCGGCAGCAGCUGGAGCAGCAGCAGCGUGAAAAUGAAGAGCACAAGAGGCAGCUCUUGGCAGAACGUCAGAAGCGGAUUGAGGAGCAGAAAGAGCAGAGGCGGAGGCUGGAAGAGCAGCAAAGGAGAGAGAAAGAGCUAAGAAAACAACAAGAGAGAGAGCAACGGCGGCAUUAUGAAGAACAAUUGCGGCGAGAAGAGGAAAGGAGACGGGCUGAACACGAGCAGGAAUACAAGCGCAAGCAGUUGGAGGAACAACGGCAAGCGGAGAGGCUACAACGACAACUGCAACAAGAACGAGAUUAUCUAGUUUCUUUACAGCAGCAGCAGCGACAAGAACAAAGACCAUCCGAAAAGAAGCCUCUCUAUCAUUACAAGGAAGGGAUGAACGCCACUGAGAAGCCAGCUUGGGCAAAGGAGGUUGAAGAACGUUCCAGACUUAACCGGCAAAGUUCCCCAGCCAUGCCUCACAAGGUGGCCAACAGAAUUUCUGACCCAAACCUUCCACCUCGAUCAGAAUCCUUUAGUAUUAGCGGGGUGCAGCCUGCUCGGACACCACCCAUGUUGCGAUCAGUGGAUCCACAGAUUCCACAUCUGGUCAGUGUGAAAUCCCAGGGACCUUCCUUGCCUGCCUCUCAGUCACUGCAUGAACAACCCACAAAGGGAAUGGCUGGGUUGCAGGAAGCCCUAACGGUGACCUCUCACCGCACUGAGAUGCCAAGGCAGAACUCGGACCCCACUUCCGAAAAGCCUCCUCUCCCCCCUCGUGUUGAAAAGUUUGAUCGAAGUUCUUGGUUACGACAGGAAGAAGACAUUCCACCAAAGGUGCCUCAACGAACUACUUCCAUUUCACCUGCAUUAGCUCGGAAGAACUCACCUGGGAAUGGGAAUGCUCUAGGACCUCGACUCGGAUCACAGCCCAUAAGAGCAAGUAACCCAGACCUGCGGAGAACAGAGCCCAUCAUAGAAAACCUGAUACAGAGGACAAGCAGUGGCAGUUCUUCCAGCUCCAGCACCCCCAGUUCACAGCCCAGUUCACAGGCCGGCUCCCAGCCUGGAUCCCAAGCUGGCUCCAGUGAACGGAACCGAGCCAGAGGAAAUGCCAAGCUUGAAGGAUCACCCAUCCUCCCACAUGAACCAGCCAAGGUAAAGCAGGAAGACAGCAAGGAGAUGACCCGACCAAGUCGACCUGCUGAUCUGACUGCUUUAGCAAAAGAACUGCGGGAACUGCGGAUUGAAGAAACCAACCGGCCUUUAAAGAAAGUUACCGAUUAUUCCUCUUCCAGUGAGGAGUCUGAAAGCAGCGAAGAGGAGGAAGAAGACGGAGAAAGUGAAACACAAGAUGGCACUGUGCCCGUCAGCGACAUCCCACGGCUUAUACCAACGGGAAUGCCGGCCAACAAUGAGUCCUACAAUCUAGGAAUGGUAUCGAGCCAUGGUGGUCUGGAGCCCCCCCACCCUGACAAAUUUAGCAGUAUUUCAAGAGAAGGGACUUUAAUGAUAAGGGAGACUUCUGGUGACCACAAGCGCUCAGUCCACCCAGCCAGCAAUGGUUUUGCUGGCCAUGUCAACCUUCCCGAUCUAGUGCAACAAAGCCACUCACCUGCGGGCACGCCGACUGAGGGCUUGGGGAGAGUCUCCACCCAUGGGCAAGAGAUGGAGCCAGUGGCUGAAUACGGCAUGGGGAGCAGUACAAAAGCUUCUUUCGCCCCAUUUGUGGACACCAGGGUAUAUCAGACCUCUCCGACUGAUGAAGACGAAGAUGAUGAUGAAGAAUCCUCUGCUACAGCAUUAUUUACCAGUGAGCUGCUGAGGCAAGAACAGGCCAAACUUAAUGAAGCAAGAAAAAUUUCUGUAGUAAAUGUGAAUCCCACCAACAUUCGUCCUCAUAGUGAUACCCCAGAGAUCCGAAAGUACAAGAAACGCUUCAAUUCAGAAAUCCUGUGUGCUGCUUUAUGGGGUGUAAACUUGCUUGUGGGAACCGAGAAUGGGCUUAUGCUGUUGGAUCGGAGCGGACAAGGAAAAGUGUAUAAUCUGAUCAAUAGAAGACGGUUCCAACAAAUGGAUGUGUUAGAAGGCCUCAAUGUCCUAGUAACUAUCUCAGGAAAGAAGAAUAAGCUUCGGGUUUACUACCUUUCAUGGUUAAGAAACAGAAUAUUGCACAAUGAUCCAGAGGUAGAAAAGAAACAGGGCUGGAUCACUGUAGGUGAUUUGGAAGGCUGCAUCCAUUAUAAAGUUGUGAAAUAUGAGAGAAUCAAGUUCUUGGUGAUUGCCUUAAAGAAUGCUGUAGAGAUCUAUGCUUGGGCUCCUAAACCUUAUCACAAGUUUAUGGCAUUUAAGUCUUUUGCAGAUCUUCAGCACAAACCGUUGCUUGUUGACCUCACAGUAGAAGAAGGACAAAGGUUGAAAGUCAUCUUUGGAUCCCAUACUGGCUUCCAUGUUAUUGAUGUAGAUUCAGGCAAUUCGUACGACAUCUACAUACCAUCUCAUAUUCAGGGCAAUAUUACACCUCAUGCCAUCGUCAUCUUACCCAAGACGGAUGGAAUGGAAAUGCUUGUGUGCUAUGAGGAUGAAGGGGUAUACGUUAAUACCUAUGGACGCAUAACAAAAGACGUGGUGCUCCAGUGGGGAGAAAUGCCCACUUCAGUGGCCUAUAUUCACUCCAAUCAAAUAAUGGGCUGGGGUGAGAAAGCUAUUGAGAUACGAUCUGUGGAGACAGGACAUUUGGAUGGAGUAUUUAUGCACAAGCGUGCCCAGCGGUUAAAGUUUCUAUGUGAAAGAAAUGAUAAGGUAUUUUUUGCAUCGGUAAGAUCAGGGGGAAGUAGCCAAGUAUUUUUCAUGACCCUGAACAGAAAUUCCAUGAUGAACUGGUAAUGAAGGAGCAACUUGGUGCUUAUUUUGAUGCCAAGAUGUAUUAAAUUUUGAAGGACAUCUGAAUUUGCAGAGUUACACUGUCAAAGCAAGUGAAGAAGAAGAUAUUGGGAUCCUGUAGCUUUCUUCGGUGAUCACAAUCUGCUCGUGCAGCCAGAUUCUGAGAACAUGACACACUUUUCCCAUAGUGAUUUCAGAAUGCAAAUUUCUUCAAGAUUCCAAGAACGCAACACUGAGCAGGAAAGGACCAACGCUGAAGAGGUUUAGCCGAAUAAAUCUCUCUGAGGUGUUCAAACUAAGCUGUGAUAGAAUCAGCUCUAGGGUUUUUAAAAAUAAUAAUUAUUAUUUUUUUCCUUGAUCCUGAGUUUGUAUGAAUAGAGACAGGUCUUAAAGUGAAAACAGAAUAUCUGUUUUAAUAACGUCUGCCUAUUAGCACCGAUUAUAUAGUAUGAUGUAAGGCAGAUUCCCCUGACCUGGUGUCUUUUAGGUGUGGUGGACUAGAGCUCCCAUGAUCAUGGCUAGCAAGCCAAAUGGGUAUGUUGGUUUGGAAUGAUGGGAGUUGUAAUCAAACACAUCUGUGGAGGUUAGGCUGAGAACUGCUGUUAUAAAGUUAUCACUUAAAACUGAUGCAAGAGAGCACAAUAAAUGUACCCUUUUUAAUCUUUGUGUGAGAGGCCCUAACCAUAGAGUGGCCACGUUUUGUAAACUCUUUUUUGCUUUUAUGGACAUUUGUGUGGGGAUUAUUAUUUUGUUGUGGUUGUUUUUGUUUUAUUUUAUUUUAUUUUUUGCAAACAGGUCAGGAUAUUUCAGAUAAGAGUAUACGUGAGGUUUUUGUCCCAUUCCUGUGGGAAAUCUAAAUGGCUAGACAACGUAGCUUUGGAGAAUAUAAUACGAUCGUGAUAGAGUUAACUUUUUGUCAGUCUUUCAGUUCAUUCUUCUUCCCCAGCCUGGCCAUCCCCAGAUGGGAUCGAAAUGCCACCUCCCCAGAUUCUCAGCCAGCGAGGUCAUAUGCCGAAUAUAUUCUGGUUGAUCAAUGUUCUUCUUUAUAGAUCUUUGAAUAAUGGUGCUCAUUGAUUUUAAAAAAAACAGCAGUGCCAUUCUUGUUAGUCAUUCCCACUGGUUGCCUUUCUCCAAGCUGUAACACGAAGGUGUCUCUAAAUGGGAAGCUAUUUGAAAUGUUGUAAGAUUCCAAAGAUUGGCUAAAGAAUGCCCCCCUAGCAGCUUGACACAUAAGGCAUCUUAACUCGGAUGUGUUUGAAUCCAAAUCAUACCUAUUCUGUACAGUUGUGCUUUACUUCGGGGGAUAAGGGGCAUGAUUCCUUGUAGAUACUGGUGUGUUUUAUUUCUUCCACUAAAAAUUACAAAGAGACGACAUCAUUCCGAUACUUCCAAGACGGAAGCCCCAAAUACAGAUCAGUAUUUUUUAAUCCAAUGGUGUCCUAUUCUUAAUAUGGAAAAUCUUAAUAAAAUAUUAAUAUCCCAGUACGAAGACGUGCAGGAGAAGGAGAGCAGAUUAAAAGAGGGUUUCAUUGAUCAGUAACCUGGCAUUUAGGUGCCAUCUUUCUGCCCUUCUCCGCCAUGUACCCAUCUGUAUAAUGACCAACAAAUGUGCAGAAGGAUGUAUGUUUUUAGUCUGAAUUUAUCUCUGUCUUUAUAUGCUUUGUUCAAAUUAUUUGUAUUUUCAAAUUAGUUGCUUCCACUGUCUCCAAGCCUGGAUUCUCCCCCUGGUUUCUGGAUAUGACGUAAUUGGAUCUGUUUUGCUAUUUUUAACCUACCUCAUUUUAUUUUUAUUUCAGUUCUCUUUUUCUUAUUGGCUCCCAUAGAUACCCGGAGAGUUUAAUUGGCCAGUCCAAGGAAUAGCUGAUAAUUCUGCAGAGGCCAGGUUUUCGAGAAGUGGAAAAUUAACAUCAAACUCUCCAUUUCCAUUUCCACCCCACCCCUUUCAACCAUUCCAUAACUUCAGACUUUUGACCGUAUAUGCGAGUCGACGCUACUGUAGUCACAACGCAUUGGUCCGUGAGAACAAGCUGGCCAUAAACACACAACAUGCAAAGUCAUCUGUCAGAGAGGCUACCCAAAAUUACUGGAAGCCAGGAGCUCAGAACGUAUUGCUAUCAUUGUGCAUACGUGAAGUUAUGAGUUACAAGCUAUGUUCCCAAAGUCAUCAGAAGUCACUGACUUCUCGGAAACAGGCUUUCUGGAUAGGCAUGUGCAGCUGGAUGGGAGAAAUAACUGAUACCUUUCUUAAUGAUGCAUUCCAUCAGAAAUAAGCUCAUGUUUGUCAUCCACAUUCAACUCUAUCUCACUAUCUGGCCUAGAGAGAUGACGGUAAUAGCAUUGCUGGCUAUAUGUACAACCAGAUGAACCUUUCGGGUUAAGCAUGCUCUGUCAUUCAUAUUCAACGUCAUUGGUGCUUCCAAACUUUCUGAAGAGAGUCUUGCUGGGCACCUUUCAACUUCAUACUGUUUGGCGGCUUUUCUGUAAUAAAACACGGUGGGAGGAGUUGGUGAUCAUCUAUGUCAGAGAUCUACAUCAGAGGAUCUUGCUUCUUCCCCCUUUAAAAAGGAGGCUAAUAUACGGAGUCAUAAGAUCAGACCCCAACAUUUGACACAUUAUCUCCGAGAUGGACAUUCAAACCCACUCUGCAUGCAUUCUGAGCAUCAAAGUUGCACUAGCUCCAUUUUUGGCUGAGCUCACAAAGGGGCUAAUUAGGAUUCUUUCAUUGCGUUAUUUAGUUAGGGUUUUGUAAGCCUAACAUUAAUCCAGCUUCUACAGAUCAAAUGAUUAAUUUCUAGUCAAUUAUUAUGACCAGAAAAUGCCAUGACCUAAUCUAUAAAAGAGAGACAGUUCGAUGUAUUGGUUCUUGGGCUAGAAACCAGGAGACCAUGAGUUGUAGCCCUGCCUUAGUACAGAGCCAGCUGGGUCACCUUGGGCCAGUCACACAGUCUCAGCCCUUGUAAGGAAGCAAUGGCAAACCCCUUGUGAAAUCUUGCCAAGAAAACUGCAGGGACUUACCGAGGCAGUCACCCAGGAGACUGACUCAAAAUUGAGUCAUCCAAAAACAUCUCAGAUUGAGCUCAACUUCUGGUUACUUCAUGGACUCAUCCACCUAGAUUUCUUGACGUUACUUGCUCAUGUCUUCUACAGUCUUGGUCUUUCCUGGCUUCCAUCUACAUACAAAAUCCAUACUGAUUUUUAUAAUCAGCCAAGGUCAGCUAAAGAAAUAUGCAAGUAGUUUUAACAAUAAUUGUUUAUCUCUACGUAUCGCUACCCAGCUUCAAGUACUCUCUACUCUCUAUGUAUACUUUAAAAAAAUAAUAAGUUCUCCACUCGAAGGAGAAUACGGAAAAUAAUAAAAUUAAGAUGCUGGAGAGACCUAUAAGAACUUGUCUCAAAGAUAGAAAACAAAUACAAUCAAGCAAAUAGGUGGCUGCUGAGGGACAUUCAGCGUGUCUGAAUCUAUGGUCCAUUUUCUUCCAAUGGAAGAUACAAGCAAGGCACGUCUGUUAAUAUAAAGAUUUGCCCACCCUUUACCUUCCAUUGUCAUUGACCAAAUUUUUUAAUAUAGAGCUCAAAAUUGGUGCUGAAAAAGGGAGGGCUCACCACGUUCCAACCACCAGCACUUUUAUAACUUCAGUGCUUUUCGUGUUGGCACCCAAUGGAACUCUGUUGAAAACCUAAGAUAGAGGUUUCCAUAAGCUUGCUCAGCAUCGUGCCAAUUAAUGUAUGGCAUUCCACACAAGGUAUUUGUGAUAAUUCAGAAACAUCUCUGGACUUAUCCAGUCUCAUGACCUCAGGUAUCUUAAGAACCAAGUUGAUUUUUGCUGGUUCAGCUGCAAUAUCCCCACAUUGCAUCAAAAACUUCUUUUCCUUAGUGUUCCAGUAUUGGGGAUAACUCUGGCUUAAUUUCAUGCCCCACCUUCUUUCUUUCCUAGCCCCCUAGCAGGGAUACCAUCCUCUGUGUUUUAAGGUUAAUGAAAUGAACAUGAUUAGGAGUCAGCUUCAAAACUCUUGUGGGGUGCGGGGCGCCAUGGGACUAGAGAGCAGAAACAACAGGCAAGCAGCAAUGCCAUCAGUACUGUAAUAAUGAACAAUUGUUCGAAUAAAGAGUCGCCAACGUUUAGGAACGUCAUCACUUAAGCAAAAGAAGUUAUUGAAAACUUUAGCAGCAUUUUGCAUCUGACUAGGCAAGUACAGCAAAUCGCUCCCCCCCCUUACAAGACCUGGUGUCCUCCUCCAAUUGUCGUUCCAAAAAUUGUUGGUUUCAAUCCAAUGAUGUAUGAGAAUUCUGGGACCAACCCACUUGGAGGGUACCUGAUUGAGGAAGACUUAAUCCGUGCUUACCAUUUGUCAUGCUUAGUAUGUUAGAAUAGAAAAGUGAUCUGAGCCAACUUGAGCAAUCCAGGUUGGACAGCUUGAGGCCUAAGGUACAUUUUUGCAACACUUAUCCACCCAUCCAUAUAGCCUUAUCGGAGUACUCUUAAAGACAUACCCAUCUCUUUCUCCCCCCCCCCUUAAUUUAUUAUACCAUUGCUCUUCCAAAUUAUACGAAACAUAGACCAAAAUUACUUGGCUGGAUCUAUUUUCUUUUUUUUAAGGACAAGAACCUCAAUUGGAGUCCCCCUAUUCACGCACACCCAUCCCCCCUUGUGCUCCUUGUGUUUCUUCCUUGCUGCUAAAAUUAGAAGGUCCCACAAAGAAAACAACUCUCUAUUCCAUACAUCAAAUUGAGCAAUAACAUUUCCAACUCAGUUAAGUCUACAAGUGUAACUUCUGGGGACUGGUAUGAGUAAGAGCAAGUUUCAUAACAACUGCCACCAGCUCUUUUAUGUCUUUGCUGUGGUUACCUUUUAAACCAGAAGCUUCUUAUUAAAUUAUGUUGAAAACAUCAA